AUGUGCGACCAACCGCUUUCACUCCUGGAUAUCACACAAACGGAUCUGUCUCGGCAUGAAUUUGCAUUUCUUUCUGCCUGUGAAACCGCAGUCGGUGACCAUGAUACUCCUGACGAAGUGAUACACUUAGCGGCUGGCCUGCAAUUCGCUGGGGUUAAGAGCGUCGUUGGGACAUUAUGGAAUGUCAACGACAGUACUGUGCAGCGCUUAGUUGAGGCAUUCUACAAAAACUUGUGCGGGGAUGGCAAAAUGAAUUCUAAACGAGCUGCGCGAGCGCUGCACCAAGUGGUCCACUCAUUGGCUCGGGACAAGGACAUGCCCUUGGACCAGCGCAUAGUGUUCAUGCAUAUUGGCCAUCUAGCCAGCGGUCACAUGCAGCCUGCUGCCAAGAAGAUAUUUCAGACUUUGAGAUUGUAUACCUCCUCAAUAUGUGUACCUGACUCUGCUACCUCGGAGCCAAAUAUGACCGCUUGGUGCUUUGUGGGUCUGAAAGAGGGCAACAACUUUCACACCAGCGAGAAAGGGAUGACGGAGAUAUCUAGUUUCCUGCUAUCAUGA
Molecule: messenger RNA, 558 nt
Organism: Suillus subalutaceus
Lineage: Eukaryota; Fungi; Basidiomycota; Agaricomycetes; Boletales; Suillaceae
Product: CHAT domain-containing protein
Exons: 4
Coding region: 1-558 (185 amino acids)
Source: RefSeq, a predicted model, not a curated record